GGCCUACCAAAAAUUCAAUGGGGUUCCUACAUUUGUGCCUGUCUAAGGAAGAUAUGCAACCUCCCCACUUUGACCAAAUAGCCUUAAUCCUGAACCCGGCCAAUAUCAAGCACAUUGUUCAUUUGUUCUAACCAAUAACUAAUCUUUGUUUCCUGUUGUUGUUCAUUUGUAAUUUUAGAUAUUUUACAGAUUUGUUUGGUGGAUGAAUGUUCUGAUUUAUAAUGUUUUGAAAUUAAGAGAGAAAAGGGAAUGAUUAUCCCAUCUUCGGAAAGGUAAUGAACAUCUUUUACACAAGGAUCAAGGGAGAAGAGGAAGGAGAUAAUGUUGCAGAGAGCAGCGAGAAAUGCAUAUUCAUGGUGGUGUGCUAGUCAUAUCAGGACAAAACAAUCAAAAUGGCUGGAGCAGAACUUACAAGAUAUGGAGGAGAAGGUAGACUACAUACUGAGGAUACUAGACGAGGAUGGGGACUCCUUCGCGAGAAGGGCAGAAAUGUACUACAGAAGAAGGCCUGAGCUUCUCAACUUUGUGGAAGAUUUCUUCAAGAGCUACAGAGCUUUAGCAGAGAGAUAUGAUUACAUCUCAAAAGAGCUUCAGAGUGCUAAUAGAACCAUUGCCACUGUUUGCCCUGAAAGAGUCCAACUAGACAUGGAGGAUGAUGAUGAUGAGAGCAGCGAAACCUGCCCUGAAAGGCCUCAAGAGGAAAGGAAUAUCAUCUCCCCAAAGGAUUUGCCUGCCGCUCCAAAGCUAAGCAUUCCUGAAGUUGUUUCAAUGGCCAACAAGAAAGCGAAACCGUCGAGGUUAAUGUCUACCAAGGGGCUUCUUAAGUUCAAUGAUGAUGCUGAAUCAACACAUCCAACCUCAGGGCUGAGCAAAGACGAGGCGCUUAAUGAAAUCGAUAAGAUUCAGAAGCAUAUUUUGGCGCUACAAACCGAGAAAGAGUUUGUGAAGAGUUCAUACGAAAAUGGUGUUGUUAAGUAUUGGGAUAUCGAGAACCAAAUCACAGGGUUGCAGGCAAGGGUCACCUCCCUACAGGAUGAAUUUGGAAUAGGCGCUGUUAUUGAGGACGACGAGGCACGAACUCUAAUGGCAUCCACUGCACUCAAGUCCUGCCAAGAGACAUUGGAUCGCUUACAUGAACAACAGGAGCAGAUCAGCGAAGAGGCAAAGAUUGAGCACGAUAAGGUUCAAGAUGCACGUCUGAGAUUUCAGUCUCUCGUCAAAACAUUUGAGGGUUGCCAACAACCAUCCCCCAUGGGGAAAUUGCCUGUCAAACCUAAUAUGGAGGAGUCCAUCAAAUCAGAUAAUAAUAGUAAUAAUAAUAAUAACAAUAAUGAUAGUAGUAAUAAUAAUCAGAAAAUCGAGAAUACUAAUACACAACAUGAAAGGGUUGAUAUAGAGUCAUUGCGUGUAAAGAUAAAAGAAGAGAUACAAGCUGGUGGUACAAGCACCCACCUUACGAUGUCCGGUCUAGCAGAAAAGGUUGAUGAGCUUGUGGAUAAGAUCAUACAUUUAGAAAGUGCAGUGGUGGAUCAGAAUGCUCAGGUGAACAGAUUGAGAGAAGAAGCAAACGAUCUCCAUGCUAAUCUUCAAAGAACAGAAGAGGAGAAGGAGUCUUUGCUCAAAGAUUCAGAAACAAUGGGCAAUAAGAUCAGAGAACUGGAAGAAGAGCUUCAGAAAGUUCAGAACCUAAAUCAAAGCAUCACUGAGCAAAGCAAGUACAUAUAUACGCGCAUCACUGAAGCAAGUUGCAGAGUUGAUGACCUCUCAGGAAAACUACUGAAUGUGUUGCCAGAUGAAGAGGUCAAAGAUGCUAUUUCAGUCAAACCUGGUAAUGCGGCUUCUUCAGGGGAACCCUCAGAUGAUGCCACAGUUCUUGAUGGCAAUUCAUCAGGGUCUGGAGAUCAAGAGACAAAUGUUAAGUUUGAGAAAGAAGGAAGUAGUAUUAUUGUUCCAUACACUAAUCCAACUUCAAUAAAGGGGUUUCAAACACAAGACGGUGUAGCCACUGAUCAUAGCACUUCUGCCAUCUCUGGGAAUGAAUCACCGAAAGAGAAACAAAUGAAAGAUGGAAUUCAUCACGAUUUAAGAACAGUUGUGGGGCAAGACGAAUAUGGUGCAGAUGAUGGUGAACCAAAUUGGAGAGCAUUGUUUGUAAAUGGCUUAGAUGAGAGAGACAAGCUUCUACUUGAGGAGUACAUUUCGGUCCUUAGAAAUUACAAGGAAUCAAAGAGGAAGCUUAAUGAGUCAGAAAAGAGGAGGAGGGCUGCCCACUUUCAAUACGUAGUCCAGAUAAAAAUACUGAGAAAUUCCUUAGCCUUAAAGGAUGCAGAGGUUCAAUCUCUUUUGAAGAAUCUAAGCGCACUCAAUGAGGAACAAGCGGAAGCUCUAAAGUCAAGUGAAAGCACAACAUUACCUGGCUUCGAGACUAAAGAUGAUAACACAAAGCGUCAGGAAGUGCACAGAAAAACUCUUUCUGAAUAUUUGGAUGUUCCAAUCACGGGAGCUGAUCCUGCAAGAGAAGGAUCAACAUCGAGAGAGCAUUUGAAGCUAUCUAGCAUUCAAGAGUAUGAGGAUCUUAAGAUGAACAGCAUUGAAGAAAAGAUAAAUACAGACAUCGAUGAAUUGUUGGAAGAAAACAUUGAAUUUUGGCUCCGCUACAGCACUUCUUUCCAUCAGAUAAGGAAGUUCCAGAGUGCUGUCAAAGACUUGCAGGACGAACUGCAGAAGAAAAGGCCAAACAAACAGAAGCUGGAGAGCAAACCGCUAGAACAACUCUCUGAGAUCCGACCUAUAUACAGGCACUUGAAAGAGAUUCAGACCGAGUUAACGCUAUGGUUAGAACAUAGUGCAGUGCUGAAAGAUGACUUGCAGAACAGGCUGUCAUCUCUUUGCAACCUCAAAG
This is a messenger RNA of Cuscuta europaea, 2902 nucleotides long. The record is from the annotation of a GenBank genome assembly. Lineage: Eukaryota; Viridiplantae; Streptophyta; Magnoliopsida; Solanales; Convolvulaceae.